GACGUAAUUGACAAUUGUCAGUAAACUUCAUCUUCCCGCUUUUAAAAUUUGGUCUUUUUGUUGAACUGUAACAUUAUUCGUGAAUUGUUGAUAACAUAUAGAAGAAUUUUUAAGAUCCGAUCUGUAAAACAUUUUCGAUGUUUUACAAGCUAUACUUUUAAAUCAGCAUUUAAAUCAAAAGAAUUCACGAAACUGACAGUUGACAAAACAUUUUGACAGAAGGCAGUAAUUUGUCUAGUAUCUGCUCUAAAAUUACAUGUGGUGAAGAACCGUUUUGUGAAGCCGGUUAAUUUUAUAGAGCAUACAUUGAAAAAUCUUGGCUUUUAGAAGGUUUGCUAAAGUUAAAAAUGCACCAAGAAACAUUGCAACUAAUCCAAAUAUUAGAAAAAACAGUUUCACCCGACAAGAAUGAAUUGGAGCAAGCGUCGAGCUUUUUGGAACAAGCGUCCCAAACGAAUUUAUUAGGAUUCAUAAAGACCCUCUCGGAUAUACUGCGGCAUGGCGGGAACAGCCCGGUGGCCCGAAUGGCCGCCGGUUUGCAACUGAAAAACCAACUCACUUCGAAAGACACAACCAUCAAGGCCACCUACCAACAGCGCUGGCUGCUAUUCUCCGAAGAAGUCCGGGACUACAUCAAGAAGAACGUGGUCGGUGCCCUUGGGACCGAGACCAACAGGCCGUCGUCGGCCGCCCAAUGUGUCGCUUACAUAGCCGUAACCGAAUUACCGCAAGGACAAUGGCCGGAUCUCAUAUCGACGCUCGUAAGCAACAUUUGCCAAGGGAAUUCCACCGAAAUGCAAAAGGAGGCCACGCUGGAGGCCAUCGGUUACAUCUGCCAAGAAAUCGAGUCCGACGUGUUGGUGUCCCAAUCGAACGAUAUACUGACGGCCAUCGUGCACGGCAUGAGAUCCUCCGAACCGAGCAAUCACGUACGAUUAGCCGCCACGCAGGCUUUACUGAACUCAUUGGAAUUCACCAAGGCUAACUUCGAUCUGACCACCGAAAGAAACUACAUUAUGGAGGUGGUUUGCGAAGCCACGCAGUCGCCGGUGUCGCAAAUCAAGGUGGCCGCUUUGCAAUGUCUAGUGAAGAUAAUGUCGCUGUAUUACCAACACAUGGAGCCCUACAUGGCGCCCGCGCUGUUUCCCAUCACGUUGGAGGCCAUGAAAUCCGAGAACGACGCCGUCGCCCUGCAGGGUAUAGAAUUUUGGUCGAACGUCAGCGACGAAGAAGUCGAUUUGGCCAUCGAGGAUACGGAAGCGGCCGAAGCGGGACGGCCUCCUACAAGAGUAUCGAGGCAUUACGCGAAAGGAGCUCUGCAGUAUAUAAUACCGAUCAUUCUCCAAAAACUCACGAAACAAGAGGAGUUAGAUGAUGAGGACGAUUGGAAUCCGAGUAAAGCGGCCGGCGUUUGUCUCAUGCUACUAGCUACUUGCUGCGAAGACGAAAUCGUCCCGCACGUUCUACCGUUUAUCAAAGAAAACAUCAAAUCAGACAACUGGCGUUUCCGCGACGCUUCUCUGAUGGCCUUCGGCUCCAUUCUAGGCGGUUUGGAACCCAACACUCUUCGACCUCUCGUCGAACAAGCGAUGCCGACGCUGAUCGAAUUGAUGUACGAUAACAGCGUAAUCGUGAGGGACACGGCGGCCUGGACGUUCGGCAGGAUAUGCGAAAUCAUCCCGGAGGCCGCCAUCAACGAGAACUACCUGAAGCCGCUGCUGGAGAGUCUGAUAACCGAUUUGAAAGCGGAGCCCCGCGUGGCAGCCAACGUGUGUUGGGCGUUCUCCGGAUUGGCCGAAGCGGCCUACGAACAUGCCGCCGUCAACGAGGAGACCGGUACACCGGACACGUACAUUCUGUCGCCGUACUAUGAAUUUAUCAUACAGAGGUUACUCGAGACGACCGAUAGAGCGGACGGGGCUCAGGCGAACUUGAGACCCGCGGCGUACGAGGCCUUGAUGGAGAUGGUUAAAAAUUCGCCGAAGGACUGUUACGUUACGGUACAGAAAACUACGAUGGUUAUUUUGGAAAGACUGCAACAGGUACUGCAGAUGGAAACUCACAUUACCAGCCAUAACGACAGAUCGCAAUUCAACGAUUUGCAAAGCCUUUUGUGCGCUACUUUGCAAUCGGUUUUGAGGAAAGUUACGCCGGAGGAUGCCCCGCAUAUUUCCGAUGCCAUAAUGACGGCCAUGUUGACCAUGUUUAAUUCCAAUUCUUGUAAAAGCGGAGGCGUACAGGAGGACGCUCUCAUGGCCGUUUCGACGCUCGUAGAGGUACUAGGAGAAAAUUUCAUCAAAUACAUGGACGCUUUCAAACCCUUCCUGUACAUCGGCUUGAAAAACCACCAGGAGUACCAAGUGUGCGGCACCGCCGUCGGCCUCACCGGCGACAUUUUCCGCGCUUUGAAGCUCAAAGCUCUCCCGUACUGCGACGAAAUCAUGACCCUACUCUUGGAAAAUCUCCGCGAUCAAUCCGUUCACCGUAGCGUCAAGCCGCAAAUACUCUCCGUCUUCGGCGACAUCGGUCUCAGCAUCGGUUCGGAAUUCAAGAAAUACCUGGACGUCGUUUUGUCGACGCUGGCGCAGGCGUCCCAAGCGCAAGUCGACCGCAGCGACUUCGACAUGAUGGAGUACCUCAACGAGCUAAGAGAGGGCGUGCUGGACGCCUACACGGGCAUCAUACAGGGCUUGAAGGGCGACGGGCUGACGCCCAAUCCGGACGUUAUGGUCCUCGAACCGCACAUUCCGUUUAUCGUACAGUUUAUCACCGUCGUGGCGCAGGAUGACGAGCAUUCCGACGGGACGGUGGCCGUCGCCGCGGGCAUCGUCGGCGAUUUGUGCACGGCCUUCGGCAGUCCGAUGGUGCAAUUGUUGGAUUUGGCUUCGAUCAACGAGAUGCUGGCCCAAGGUAGACGCAGCCGCGUCGGCAGGACCAAGACGUUGGCGACGUGGGCUUCGAAGGAGUUGAGGAAACUUAAGAUGCCGGCUCCCGCGGCAGCCGCUAGCUGAUUCUUCUUGAUUACUUAGUAAAAAGCAAGUGAUUGUCAACAACAUCAUCAUCAUUGUACAUUUCCUAUGUUGUUUAUAUUCAAAAUUUCAACUAGAAUUAUUUUUGUUUACUUUUAUAAAAUUGAUGAUGACUUAACGUCUCAGGAAUCAAAAAUUCAAAAAAAAAUAUGUAAUGAUCGUUUCAGUCAUUAGAACGGGGGUAUAAAUGUUGGCCCCCUCGCAUCAUGUUUUUUUAGAUCGAUACUGAUUGAUACUGUGCUGUGCAAGGAACUUUGGAAACCGUUUGGUGAUAAUUUCGUAGCAAAUGAACGCUUGUAAAUAGUGUCUGUUAUAGUUCGCGUCGACAGACUCGUUUUCAGCUCAAGACUGAUGAAUGAAGUGAUGGCAUUUCAGUAUCACUUGGUGCGUCAG
Molecule: messenger RNA, 3422 nt
Organism: Phyllotreta striolata
Lineage: Eukaryota; Metazoa; Arthropoda; Insecta; Coleoptera; Chrysomelidae
Source: the annotation of a GenBank genome assembly